Molecule: messenger RNA, 2907 nt
Organism: Penicillium argentinense
Lineage: Eukaryota; Fungi; Ascomycota; Eurotiomycetes; Eurotiales; Aspergillaceae
Product: mRNA-binding protein PUF3
Exons: 1
Coding region: 1-2907 (968 amino acids)
Biological process (GO): nuclear-transcribed mRNA catabolic process, deadenylation-dependent decay
Cellular component (GO): cytoplasm
Molecular function (GO): mRNA 3'-UTR binding
Source: RefSeq, a predicted model, not a curated record
AUGGCUUCUACCAUGGCUGCUAAUGCAAGCAGCGUGCACAACGUGAGUGGAGGACAAUCCGGCAACGGAUCGGAUCAGGCACUGACGCGAAAUACGCAGGUACGGUCGAGCCGCUCUAACAUGAGUUCAUCCGGGAUGAACAACGACCGCACACGUGGAUCCCAAGGCAACAGUGUGGGGAAGGGAUUCGGAGCUGGCAAGUCUAGCUGGAACAACAACAUCUGGGGCGACUCCAACCUAGGAGGGGGAUUCAGUGAUGGUAUGUGGACCUUCCGAUCGACCUUAUGGCCGUCACUCACCACCAGAAAAACAGAGCAACACAUCAGCGAAAACGCGUUUGAAGGAAAGUCAGGUUCGGGCUCCUUGCUGUCAUCUUCAGAGUCUGAUGGCUGGACUGGACGUCCCAACCUUCCGUGGAGUACUGUCAACACCUCGUCGCUCUCAAUGGGCCAGAACCGCAGCAUGGCGACCUCGCCAAUCGAAACUCGUUCGAAUGACCGCAGUGCCCCGGCCUUGAACAAUGCAGGCGACUCUUCAUAUUUCACACUCCCACGUACGACUGGAAUCGGGACUUCGGCCGGUACAGUGAGCCACCGUCCGUACCUGAACAGCAGCUCGGAGGGUGUUUCUCCAUCUGGAGAUGGUAUCACAUUCGGUGGUUUCGCUGGGCUUCGCAAUGGCGACAGUCGACGACAGAUGAGCACAACUGGUCUGAGUGGAAGCCCAGUGGGAGCGACUUUCCCCGUCAAAUCAGGUUUCGCUGGACCGAUGGAGGGCUCGCGUGAUGACAUGGCGACUCAAAUGAACAUGUCUUCUAUCUCUGGUAUUCCCGACAACAUGUCUCCCUCGCAGACCCGCAGUGGCCUUUCACACAUGUCACACAAUUCCGCCUCAUACGCUCAACGGCCUGUCCACUCCGCCAACCCCUCUUUCUACUCCGACAACCACAGCAUCGAUGGCCGUUACAACAGUGGCUCAAUGGAUCUUAACUCGGGAUUUAGCAAGCUCCAGCUCAACAAUGGUGGCUUCGGCGGACAAUCUUCUGUUCAGCGCCCGCCCUACAUGCCCCACGCUUCUUUCGAUGGGUCUAUGCCCCGAGGCAAGUUCCAGAACAACGACGAUGUCAGCUACCAAGCUUUGGCUGGCUAUGGAAAUGAUGCGGCGCAGGAUAUGCUCUACCAAACGCGAUCUCGUGGCGCAGACAAUGGGUCCAUCUCCCCCUCGGACUACGCCCGCAUGGACAGUCCGAUCUAUGCUGGUGUUGAUGGAGCUCAGUACCGCAACGCCGGUGCCCGCAUGUCUGAGAAUCAGGCUGCGGCUUUCGAGCGACGCCUCCGACUCCAAGAGCAAGAGUUCGUGCAGAGCCAAGGCAACGGCUUGCAGCGCAUGCAAAUGCCCCCCUCAUACGAUUACGCCGGUUUCCAGGCCGCGCGUUUCAAUGCCCUCCAAGGCUACUACCCGAUGCCCUCUUUGGGGCUUGGCAAUCCCGCCGUCAUCAACCGAGCACGAGAACAUGACCCUACUCAAGUUGUUCGCAGCCCACUUCUCGAGGAAUUCCGCGCCAACAGCAAGGGAAACAAGCGCUACGAGCUCAAGGACAUCUACAACCACGUUGUCGAGUUCAGCGGUGACCAGCAUGGCUCUCGCUUCAUUCAGCAGAAGCUGGAGACUGCCAACAGUGAUGAGAAAGAGCAGGUCUUCCGGGAGAUCCAACCCAACUGUCUGCAGCUCAUGACCGAUGUCUUCGGCAACUACGUCGUCCAGAAGUUGUUUGAACACGGCAACCAGACUCAGAAGAAGAUUCUGGCCAACCAAAUGCGUGGUCAUGUUCUUGCCUUGUCGACUCAGAUGUACGGCUGCCGAGUCGUCCAGAAAGCUCUCGAGCACAUCCUCACUGACCAACAGGCGGCCAUGGUCAAGGAGCUGGAGAACCACGUUCUGAAGUGUGUGCGGGAUCAGAAUGGCAACCACGUUAUUCAAAAGGCCAUUGAGCGUGUUCCUUCGCAGUACGUGCAGUUCAUUAUUAACGCCUUCCGGGGCCAGGUGAACCGUCUCGCGGCCCACCCUUACGGAUGCCGCGUUAUCCAGCGCAUGCUGGAGCACUGUGAGGAGGUGGAUCGGGAGUCCAUUCUGGGCGAGCUCCACGCUUGCACGUCGAACCUCAUCCCGGAUCAGUUUGGCAACUAUGUCAUCCAACAUGUUAUCGAGAACGGCGAUGAGAAGGAUCGGAACCGCAUGAUUGUGAUCGUGAUGUCGCAAUUGCUGGCUUACUCCAAGCACAAGUUUGCCAGCAACGUCGUCGAGAAGAGUAUCGAAUUUGGCGAGCCGAGCCAGCGCCACCACAUCAUUUCGACACUGACUUCUCCCAAUGACCGGGGUGAGAGCCCACUGCUCGGCUUGAUGCGCGACCAGUAUGGAAACUAUGUCAUCCGUAAGUUACUCCGUUUCUACUGCAGAAAGAUUGAAGCUUACUCUCGCCCUACAGAAAAGGUUCUUGGUCAACUCAAGGGCGCCGAGCGCGAGGCCCUCAUCGACCAAAUCAAGCCCCUGCUCAGCCAGCUGAAAAAGUUCAGCUACGGAAAGCAGAUCGUGGCGAUCGAGAAGCUCAUUUUCGACCCCAACUCCCCGGCAGCCGGUCCUCUGCCGCACACUACAUCGACUACUCCCCCGAACUCCCACAAAUCCUCCCCACAGCCCUCCAAGCGCACCAUCCCUGCCAUGGAGCAGCCGCGAGCUCCCUUCGUCGGCACUGCGCCGCCCACCCCACCUCCGACGGACAACCAGAACACUGUCGAUGGCUCUCUUGAGUCCAAGGGGCUUGCUAAGAGCACUGUGACGUCGGUUUCGAGUCCCGAGACAGGCAACGCUGGUGUUGCCGUCCCGGUCGAUGUCACCAGCGCUCACUAA